CGUAUGUGCUCAGCUUCCUGGUGCGGCGUCUAAAGCCAUCCAGCUGGCAGGGAACCAUGGAGAGGCUGCGGGUCCAAGGGGCCGCGGGGGCUAUAGAUGACUACCUGGAGUAUAGAAGAAUUGUUGGGGAUGAUGAUGGAGGGAAGCUUUUUAGUCCAGAAGAAUACGAGGAAUACAAGAAAACGAUAUUACCGAUACGACUACAGAACAGAUUAUAUACAAGCUGGAGAUCUCCAACUGCUAUGGACUGUAAGCUUGUGGGACCCGAGACUCCGUGCUUUUGUACUCACAGGUAUAAACAGCACAAAACAGAUUUUAAGCAGCUCCCGGAGGAACGACCGAUUUGGUUGCCCUGUAAAGUGAGCCGUUGCCAAUGCAAGUCAUUCCAUUAUAUCCCUCUCAAUGGCUCCAGACCCGUUCGCUGUAGAUGCAAGCACUUUCCAGAUGAGCACAGCGUGGCUGGUGACUAUCGCUGCACCAAAUGCUCGCAGUGCGCUGGGUUUCACAGUUCCUUCACCUGUGGAUGUGGUCAGCCAGCUUACGCUCACGACACUGUUGUAGAGACAAAGGAGGAACGUCUUGCUCAAGCGAAACCGGUUGGCCGUGAUGCGCCGUAUGCUGCCAUGGGAGGGCUGACUGGCUUUAGCUCCCUGGCUGAGGGGUACAUGAGAUUAGAUGAAAGUGGCAUCGGGGCUCCAAGUGAUCGGUUUUUCGAGUCUCCUGAGAGUGGCACGUGUCAUCCAUUCCUCAGAGCGUAUGGUCCCUCUCACACAACCCAUCCUGAUGAAGAAGCAGCUGGCGUGGAUAAACAAGUGGCCAAUUUGAAGAUAUCAGAGAAAGAAGACAUGGCUGUCUUUGAAAGGCGUCAUCAGGAGAGGUUACAGAAAGAAAAGCAAGAGAAGAGGCAGAAGAAUACAAAACCUUCCGAAAAUCAGCCUAGAUGAAGCUUACCAGUUGAAGAACGCUACAAUCACUUGA
This is a messenger RNA of Spea bombifrons (plains spadefoot toad), 978 nucleotides long. RefSeq names its product family with sequence similarity 221 member A (gene FAM221A). The transcript has 8 exons. Lineage: Eukaryota; Metazoa; Chordata; Amphibia; Anura; Pelobatidae. The record is from RefSeq and is a predicted model, not a curated record. The coding region runs from base 57 to 944 and encodes 295 amino acids.